AAGAGUCGUUCAUUACAGCCUGGCGUUAUCAAUGAGAUAACUUUACAUCGUUAGUUAUUAUUUUCUGACGAAAGACAAAAUUGCAUUCUUAUCAAACGGCACGUGCAUUUAUUACCAAGAACGCACGUAAUUAAAAGUAAAAAAGUAACGCUCAAAACGCGAAGUUUAGAAAUAAAAUAUAUAUACAAAAUGAUCAGAAUGAUUUUCUAUGUUAUCCUGAACAUUACGCGAAGUGCCCUGCAUUGUGUAUCUCCGUGUCAAUAUUAUUGGUGUCACAAUAUUACGUGCGAGCGGAAAGGAAACCUAAAUAUUACUCGCUUGUCUAUUAUCUACUUCAGCGAGGCAUCGUCUUCAUAAAUAUCGAGGACUGUCAGUCGAAGAGGUCGUCGCGAAAUGCGCGGAGAAAGGAAUUUAUUUCGAUAAAGAAAGAAAACUUACGGGAUGUAACACGGUAACCAACGGAUGAUUUGCUUGCACAGUGCCGAAAGGAAUGCAGCUCCGAAUUGUUGUUACGUUACCGUUUCGCGAAUUUUGUUUUCAAACGUCAACGUUACAUCGCCGCCGAGACACAACUUGACACAACUCUGGACUGGACUUUCUCUCGUCCUGUCCAUCGAGAUGCGGUAUCCGAUCGUUACAGAUGAAAUUGAAUCUGUGUGAAAAAUGAAUUCUAACGUGGUGGAUGAAACUUGGAUAAUUUAAACCCAACUAAAGGAAAACUGAGGGAAAUAUCACGCUGACACACGCACGGAUGCGCCGCUCCGUUCGUAACGUUUUCCACAUUUGCACACGUCUCUUGUACACCUAUUUGCUUUCCAUGGCCCUUGGAUUUUGCGGCCAUGGCCUAUCGCGCGGUUGGCUAGUUGGAUAAGACCACCUACAGUACAAUGUAGAUAAUUUGCCACUUUGUCUCACGAUGCUCCCGUCUUACGUUCAUCAAUUUCGUCGCUAUUCCUUACGCGUUCUGCAUCACGCGGCCUUCGCGACCUGUUCCAAAUUAUGUAAUAUGCAUCAGCAACAUCUUUCUCUCUCGCUUACAACGCGUUUCAACGCGUCUGUUCUUAUAUCUGCCGAGUUUAAUCCAUAGAGAACCCGUUCUCCGCUUCUCUUAACGCUUUAUAUUAUACAUUCUUCGAAGUGUAGAGGGAUAGUCAAGGUAAUCGUAAUACUUGAUGCAAAAAUCAGCAUUUCUCAUUGUUUAUAGAACCGUCAAAAAAUGAUGGCGAAUCUCGUGUGAUAAUCUAUAUCUUUGACGAUCUAUCAACAAGAACGAAAUUAUUAAUUAUAGUGACAAAUAAUUUGAUAAUAAUAGAUCUAAUAACUAGUAAAUAAAAUCUAAGUAAAAACUGCUCGCUUACAUCAUGAACUAUAAUAAACCGAUUACAGUGUACAAACUAGGAAGUUCUUGUAAAAUGAUCAAACGUCAUCAAUUGACGUGAGCUGGCAACUACCUGUUACUAUAAGUGUUAUACUCGUUUGGCGUUGACCUUACAGAACGGGGAAUUCCCUGUUUCAUGGGACUCUUGCCAAAGAAAUGUGAAUCGAUAUCCAUACCGAUAUCAACUGUCUUAUUUAUAAAAACUAUGCCGAAUAAAUAUAUCAUCUGGCUCGGCGCCUCCUUUUUACUUCCGCCUCCAUUAAUCUCCCAAUAUUGGUUUUGUAAUAGAUAGGUACGAUUCGAUAUCCGGGAUUUGCAUAUAUUCGUAUUUUAAUAUAAUAAAAGAAUUAAUCGAUGUAUUUUCAUAAAUUUAAAUAUAAAGGGAUUUAAUCUGUUAAAGAUACAAUCGAAAAUCUUGACGGAAGUUUCGUCUCGAAAACAUCUCUUAAUCGUAUCUUAUCUGAAGAAAAUGACGUGCAUAUAAAAUGUAUAUCAGCAUUUAUCAGUAGAAUCUAGAUUUCUUAUAGUGUCGGAAGUGUUUCACAAUUAAGAUACGAAUGUCACCACGCUGCCUGUAAAAUUAUUUUAAUAUUGUUUCACAUAAAAAAUGAUGCAUAAUAAUUUUCAAUAUGUUAGUAUCGCAGUGUUCACGGUCGUAAAUAAUUACAGAUUAUUUUUAAUUUUUGAUUAAUUUAAAGAUUAGCAUAAUUAUUUUCAACAAACAGUUUCGUAUACACAGAAAUUUCGUUAUUCGGCUAUUUAGAUUCAUAUUUCGCGAAUAUCUUUUACGAGAACCAGUUGUUGAAGAUUAAAAAUUCAUCAAGUGUAUUGCGAAGUCAACAAAGUAAAUUAUGACAUUCUUCUUCCAUUUCUUGCAGGAUUUAGUCGGAUUAGCGAGUAUUUUAAGUAAAAAGAUUCCUUAUCAAUUAUUAUAUGCGCGUUUAAAAAAUAUAUACAAAUAUUUACAUUUCUCACUUUUCAUUUGCGAUUACGCAAGCUGCUCGAUUGGCAUCGUAAGUACCAAUUAUGGUGUAAUAUAUUACGUAAUUGCCUCAUUAAUUAAUUCAAACAUAUGCUUACGUAUAUAUGUAUAUACAUAUAUAUUGGAACAAUUGCUCAUACGCUUAUCUGUGUACGAUCGCGAAGUACGCGUUUCGUUUUCAUGAUCCGCGAAAACAAUGAGUGAUACUGUACACGACAUGUGCACUUAAUAAUUUACGUAUGUGUGUGUUUAUUUAUGGUGAUGUGUACAGAUCGAUCCUAUAGGAACUCAUUCUUGGUUAAUUAAUUGCAUUGAUAAAAAUAGAAUUCAUUAUAGACAAAAUCAACAAAACACGUCAUUUCGAUGUGCGCAAUAAGAUGCGAAAAUAUAUAUAUAUCUGAUACGCUUUACGUAUCUCAGGAAAAAUAUAUAUACAUUUACGUGCAUAAGAAUUAAAAAGAUAGGAAUUCCGGUGCACUACUGUAUUACAGAACUAACAGAAUUGAAUACAGUCUGUAUCGUGAUAAAUUUUAUCAAUUGUUACAAGAAUUUGAUAAGAGAAUGUCAAUUUUGCCGAAGAUAUUCUUACUGAAAUCUGCAAAUCGUUUCGCUUUAACAAAUCAAUUCUUCUGCUAUAAUUUUGUGCUCUGCGAGGAAUACUCUAUAAUCUAUCUUUAAUGGAGAAAGAGGGAGACUGAAAUAAUGUGAAAUCAUGCUGAUGUUACGUGCGUGCGCAUUGAGGUGGUGACGUGACGCGUCCAAAUCCUUCUGGAAUUUUACGAAACCGGUAACAUACUUAUCGCGCGUUCGGCGGGGUCCGGGUAUUAAGUCUGAUUUCGCCAAAGAUAACAGCGAUUUUUCUUUGAAAUUAAACACGUAGCGUGCCGCGCGUUUCGUAUUCGAGUGAGUGCGUUAUCGAGUUUUCAAGACGCGUAACUCGACGUUUCUUCUUUUCCUUUUCUUCUCUUCUUCUUUUUCUCCCUCCUUCUUUUCUUCUCUUUUUUUCUUCUUGUCAUCGUUACGCUACAUUCUCAUAUAUAUAUAUCUAUAUAACAACGUAUCUCAGGUGUCGGCGAUGAACAAAUCGCGAAUAAUGUCACGUCAAUCGACAAGAUAAGUCGGUCCACAAACAUCAGCCAUUAUAUUUACGAAAUUAUCAAACUGCGAAUCCGAGACUGACAAUGAGAGCUACGAUGUCACGUAGCUGGUGAUCCUCCGAUUACGAAAGAAUUGAAAUUUGGUAUAUGCUGAAAGAGGAAGAUAUUGAAGAUACACCGGGGCAUUCGUUUCACGCAUGCACCGCCACUCGUGUAUCCGCUCGUGCACACGUGCACACCGGUCAACGAGCUUCGGAUAACGAGUGGAAAGUCCACUGACGAAUUCACUUUCGGGGAAAACUGUGGGGCACACGGUUAUUGGCUGCAACGGACUUGAGCGGGGGAACUUGAGAACUAGAAAAGUGGAAAAGAUCUGUGAAUACCCUAUGAUCUCGUGUCAUCGGCAUCGUGUGUGCGUCUAUACCUGACCUUCCAGACCGAGAAUGACAAUCUGGAACGUGCUGUUUCUUCUGCUUCAGCUGGUUAUUUUUAAAAGUCGAUCGGAAACGAUAAUAACGGCACAUAAUGACUUCGGUCUGGCGCCGAUUGAUCCGGAAAUCGCCGACGUCGUUGACUGGAAGCGUCACGCGUGUCGACGAACAUGCAAGGAUGGUGCGGCGCCUUUGGACUGCUAUUACACUUUUAAGCUGGAGUAUUAUCACACGAUGAGCAAGGCAUGUUACGAUUGCCCGUUCAAUAUCACAGAUUGUUUUCGGCCUCAUUGUGUCCCGGCGGAUGGCAUAAAGCGAUCUGUCAUGGUCGUGAACCGGCAAUUACCAGGUCUGCCGAUCGAGGUAUGCCAAGGUGACAGGAUAAUAGUCGAUAUGAUCAACUUACUGCCUACGGAGAGCACCACGAUGCACUGGCACGGUCAGCAUCACGUCAACACACCGUACAUGGACGGUGUACCCUACGUAUCGCAAUGCCCUAUCCAUCCUGGAGCGACCUUCCGUUACAAUUACAUCGCCACCGAAGCCGGCACGCACUUCUGGCAUUCUCAUUCAGGAUAUCAGAGAGGUGACGGCGUGUUCGGUCCAUUAAUCGUUCGUGUACCUCCUAAAAUAGACUGGCACAAAGAUCUGUAUGAUCACGAUGAGUAUACGCUAGUAAUCGCCGAUUGGAUUCACGAGCUGGGUCUCAGCAAGUUCCUGUCGCAUUACCACUCGGACGGUCACAACAAAGCGCCAAACUUGCUCAUAAACGGUCUGGGCCGUUUUAAUACUAUUGAGGAUGAAAAUGAAACGCUGGCCGAUAUGCCUAUUACGACGUUCGUCGUAAAACCGAAUUUCCGAUACAGAUUCAGGCUUAUUAAUGCAGAGUUCCUGAAUUGCCCUAUAGAAAUUUCUGUCGACAAUCAUACUUUGUACGUAGUCAGUUCGGACGGGCGUGAUAUUGAACCGGUACAAGCCGAAUCCCUGGUGAGUUACGCCGGCGAAAGAUUCGAUUUCAUAAUUGAGAUGGAUCAACCGGUGGACAAUUAUUGGAUGAGAUUUCGAGGAUUGAUGGAUUGCGACGAGAGAUUUUUGAGUGCCUAUCAAGUCGCAAUAAUGCGAUACGACGGCGCACUCGAGGAGGAACCGGCGGUAAAUGUUUCGUAUCAUCGUGUAAGAAAUGACUCCUAUGGACUGCAAGUAAAUGCUCUAAAUGAAGGAACCGAAUCGAAUAAUAGUAUCAGUAUGCCACUAUUAAAUGCGAUGGACAACGACGACGCUUCGAACAUCAGAGAACCCGAUUAUCAGUUUUAUAUAUCGUAUGAUUUUUACGCAAAAGAUAAUCCGCAUUUUCAUCGCAAGGAUUUGUAUGGUUAUCAUCAAGUGAAACAAAAAGUGUUAACUCCGCAACUGAAUCACAUAUCAAUGAAGCUACUACCGUUUCCUCUUCUGCCCGGAAGACACCUUAUUAAGCCGGAGCAGUUUUGCAACUCCAGCACGAUCAAGAGAGAUUAUUGCGAGAAUGAUUAUUGCGCUUGCACUCACGUGCUUCAAGUUAAGAUUAACAGCGUAGUGGAACUAGUUCUGAUCGAUGAAGGCGUUCCGUUUGAGGCAAAUCAUCCGUUUCACCUUCACGGCUAUCAGUUUCGCGUAGUGGCUAUGGAGAAGGUAGGAGAUAAUACUACCGCCGAUGAAGUGAGGGAACUAGAUAGGCAGGGUUUGAUACACAGAAAACUCAAACGGGCACCUCUGAAGGAUACGGUGACCGUGCCUGACGGUGGUUACACUAUUGUACGAUUUCACGCCGACAAUCCAGGAUACUGGCUGUUCCAUUGCCACAUCGAGUUUCACGCGGAGAUAGGAAUGUCGCUGAUCUUCAAGGUGGGCGACGACAAGGAGAUGUCGCCCGUGCCCAAUAAUUUUCCUACAUGCGGCGACUGGAAACCGAGUGAUGAGAACGAGCACAAAACAACGGAGACUAGUACAACUCCACUGACUGAAGGGAAGCAAUCAAAUAAUAACAAACGUCUCGCGAAUGUAAUAACGCAUUUCUCGGCAUACAUGGCGUAUUUUGAGCAGCUUUUGAAUUUACAUACAUCCUCGGCAUCCAGUUCGAGUGUGACACUGCUGCUUUUUAUCGCUUGUCUUUUGAGUUCUGUGAUGCGCGUGCAAACGUUUUAAGACAUCUGUGUAAACAACUCUAAAACUGACGUCACAUUAUACAAAGUAUUUUACAGCAAAUUUACUUUAAUAUGACCAUGAAUUUGCUGGCAAACGUUUUCUUCUCCUUCGCCAUAUUUCGAAUAAUGUGACAACCAUUGCACGCGUGUGAUAUGUGUAAAAACGUGAUCAACAAUCAAAUUAAAAUAUGUGCCAGUAAGAGACGGAUAUUUAGUCAUAAUUGAAUAUUACGAAGUAUUAAUAUUUAUAGGAAACAUCCGUCCGCAUUUUUGUUAUCGCUGGCGGUCAGAUAAGCGCAAUCGCGCGAACUGACGAACUUUUGACGAAAUAACGAUAGGAAUUUUAAACUAUAUAUUUUAUUUUUCGCGAUAUUGUGUAUUUUAUCUCCGACGAGCGAGCGGACGGUAUGUUAACAAGUGACUUACAUUUCUGUGAUAUAUAAAAAUUGAUUAUAAUUAUUCUAUAAUUAUAUAUCAAAUUGUCAAUUACGCUAUCCAGUAACAUAUACAAUGUGUUCUAAUUUAAUUCUCAUUAAUUUCAAUCGCGACGAAUCGAUUUUAUUCGCAUAACGGAAUCAAUGUAUCCUCAGCAAAAAUGAUCAAGCGAUAAUAUUUGUGAUUCAGAAAAGAAUUUAUGAAUUGAAGAGGAAAGAAAUAGAUAAUGAGUUUCAUACAUAGAUAAUUUUUUUCUUGAAUGAAAUUAGAAGCUGCAUUUAUAAAGAUAUGUAAUGUUAACGUAUUGUCGCUGUGCAUUUUCUUUGAGGAGAAAUUGACUAAACUUCUAGUAAACCAAAGAAUCAGUUAUUGAAAUAUGCUCCGAUAAAUAUGUCCCGAUGAAAAACCAUCGGGACUAUCCUUGACAAAUGCACUACUGUAAUUAUUACGAAAUUGUGUAUACAGUAUUUAAUCUAACAUAAUCGAUAGACGAUUCGUAAGCGUAAGUUAUCAAUUGUAAGGUUGUAUUUCUUUACUUUGGAUAUGUGUAUGUGUAUUUCCAUCAAGGAAACGUGUACCAUUAUUUUUAAAUAUAUAGAGUAUCUGUAAA
This is a messenger RNA of Wasmannia auropunctata (little fire ant), 7113 nucleotides long. Its product is annotated as laccase-1-like. The record is from RefSeq and is a predicted model, not a curated record. Lineage: Eukaryota; Metazoa; Arthropoda; Insecta; Hymenoptera; Formicidae. The transcript is spliced from 13 exons. Gene Ontology annotation, cellular component: plasma membrane. Bases 3901 to 6069 code for a protein of 722 amino acids. Gene Ontology annotation, molecular function: copper ion binding; oxidoreductase activity. Gene Ontology annotation, biological process: iron ion transport.